Trametes versicolor FP-101664 SS1 is the source of this 7451-nucleotide messenger RNA. RefSeq lists its product as uncharacterized. Gene Ontology annotation, molecular function: protein heterodimerization activity. The record is from RefSeq and is a predicted model, not a curated record. The coding region runs from base 13 to 7035 and encodes 2340 amino acids. Lineage: Eukaryota; Fungi; Basidiomycota; Agaricomycetes; Polyporales; Polyporaceae. The transcript has 18 exons.
CCUCUCUUGGCCAUGGACAAUGGCAACAGAAGUUACACGCAUCAAUAUCCUACUGGCGAGCUUGUGCCUUUCGCGCCGAACACGAUAGUCACUCCGGAGGACUACAGGAAGAAUCUCGAGCGCCUUCAGAAGAUGAAGGACGCGCUCAAUUUCUACGAGGAGCAGAACAACCAUGGCCUACAACGGUUUUAUGCAGAGCGACAGGCACUGGAGGCCAGUGUCGAGCAGGGGAGGCUUGCGGCUCAGCGACUCGCCGAGCUCAACGCUGCGCCAGCACUUGACGCGUAUCCCGCCCCGCCUGUCCCUAUAGCAGGCCCAUCAAAUGGAGUCCCUCCGCCGCUCCUUCCCUCGUAUCAAGCGGGACCUCAAACUUUCAAUGAGGUCGAGGUGCCUACAAGUGCGCGCAUUGUGGAGAUUACUAGUCCACAAUUAGACAGUCACGCGGAGAGCGGCCCUUCGAGGGCUAACAGGUACUACCGAGCCGAAGCGAAUUACAACGGGAGCGAACCGCAUCAGAGACCUAUGCAGCAACCGCAAAGGUUCCAUCCGCACCAAUACACGAAUGCCGUACCUCGUGCGAGUACAAGUACAAGUGCAAGCACGAGCAACCCUCGGGUAUUCACGGCGCCGAUCUCAAAUGCUCAUCAAAUGUCAUACGAAGCUGCUGCCUUGCGCCAGAAUACCUCAAAUGCUAUGUACGACAGCCGCGGUAUCCCUCAGGUUCCACAACCCGCAUACGUCCCUUAUGCGCCACCGUUGUAUACCGCACCUCCAUCUGCGCCACAACUUGCUCUCUCGCAGGACACUUCAAGGCAGACGCAGGCAAGUCAGGCUCCCCAGGCGAGCUACCAGCCUAGGUAUGGCACGAGUACUGCUUCUUCCCUGGACGGUGCUUUGGGCGCCGGUUCAGGUCCAGCUCCUCAGAGCGUACCUCAUGCCAAAGUCACGUACUCUAGCAGAGCAAACCAGUCCGCUCCGGAAGCCCCUCGGCCAUCAAAUCCUCCUCAGCAAAGUGACAACACCUAUCAAGAGCAGCAACUAUUCGCCUUCUUUCGGAGCCUGAAGCCGGUAAUUGUGCAACAGCUGAUGGUCCAGGUUUUGACCAUUGUAGCACGAAUGCAGAGCGGGAGGCCAAAAACCGCUGCUGAGGAGGAAGUCGAUAAUUCAUUGGACGUGAAGAUGCGACAAGCCUCGGAAGUCAUUGCUGGGAAACUGAAGCAAUACUCUGUGGUUGAGAUCAAGAAGAUCUUUGUAAAGUACUUGAAUAUCUCCAAAACUGGGCGUGAGCAGGCAGAGAUGUAUUCUGCAAACAUCCGAGACGCGGCACAAGCUGAACAAGCUGCCGCUGCUCAGCCUACGGCCAGUACGUCAGCCCAACCUGCGCAAAAUGCAGCUGCACCACAAACAGCUACCGCUUCAAAUACGGCUCAACCUCGCCCGGAUCCCCCCUUCUCGUCCGCCUCGUCCGCGUCAACCUCGACGGCCAUCCCUUCCACCUCCUCUACAACAGCCAUUCCCUCCACUUCAUCCGCGCCCGCGGGCACUGCCUCAUCGUCCUCAGCCUCGCAGACCUCUGGGACACGGAUAGUUGCUGCGUCCGACCACCCUCAACUGCAGUGGUACGUGCCAAAGGACCCAAGUGCACCGAUAGCCUACCGCGACGGUACCGGCAAAAUCUGCUACGUCUUUCGGCCUCAGCAGCCACCCGCCCCAAUCAAUGCAACCUCCAUCUCUACCACCACGCCAGCCAUGCCGUCGUUCGUCCACCCUCCUUCGGACCAGCAAGCUCAGGUGCCCCAGAUGACGACGGUCGAGCUUCCCGGGACACCAGAGCCAGUUGAGAUCCAUCCGCCUAGCUCGUGGUCCCCUGAAAAUGCGGAUCGGAGCAGACUGGCGCAGGACAUCAUGCGGUCGUUGGGACGGCCGAGGGGCUCCUUUGGUGAACCCCUUGGCUCGGCAUCUGCGUCGCCAGUGUUGCCCACCUCGAAUGGUCAGCCCUUCGCGAACGGGAAGCGGAAGUCACCUCCUUCGCCGCGGCCGUCUACGCCCUUGAAGAAACAUCGAGCAGAGGAGCCGGACGAUGCCACCAUCACGUUCGCCAUACCGCCCGCCGAUGUCAUCGACCUUACUUCGUCGACUCCGGAGGAGGGAACGCCGGUUGAGCCAAUGCGCACAACUCCAGAACCCGAGGCUGUUGACACUGUCGCCGAGCCUGCGAGGGACCCAUCUGAGGACCUCGGUGACGGUGUCGUUGCGUUACCGCCCUUGGAACGGGAGACAAGUGUUGUCUCCUCUGAGAGCAUAGACGUGGACAAGGUGCAGGCGAUGUUCUCCGAACUUGCCGGUGCAAGUUCCGGGGCGUCAGACCCACCUUCGUCGGUGAAGUCGCCUUCGCCCCCUCAAGCCUCAGAAAUGGUCGACCUUCCGUCACUUGACGAAGCGCUUUUCGCGGCGGACUCCACGGAAACGGUGAACACGCCCUUUGAAGCGUCGACAUCGUUCCAGCCUGCUUCGGACUCGGAACGGACAACUUCUCCCGCCCGUUCAAACAAGGUGCCCCUCUUCCUCCCCUCUCCAUCAAGCUCUCCGGUUGCGUCCGGUUCCUCACGUGGAGCAUCGCAACCUGCAUUGGACGACGACAUGCUAUCGGACAGCGAGGCCGCACCACGACCGUUGUAUGGGCAUAGGAAUAUGGGCAAGGGCAAGGCGAGGCAACACAGCGUCGACAUCGACUUGACAACCUCGCCCGGCUCCGGGUCCCAUAGGUCGCCACGGAAGAGCGAAGUGUUCAUCGAGGUGCCCCCAUUACCGCGGUAUGCACGACAGCUGAGGGAGGCAGUCCAGGGUCUCACCACCGCGAGCGGGAGUACAAGCGACAGACUAACGGGGCCCGGUGUGCAGGGUACGUACGGCUGCCAAUGGCAGAACUGUACCCUCAAAUUCACGCAAGAGGCGAAGCUCGCACAACACCUCCGAAAACACGGCAGACUGCCGCUGCCCUGUACAUAUGACGGCUGCGAAAAGACGUACAACACUGCGGAGGCGCUAUUAGCUCACCACAAGUCGAGCCGGCACCGCACCGGGACGCUUCGUGCGAGCACAGCGCCGUUCCCGCUCGCGGAGAACCAGCGUCCACUGUCACCGUUGCCUGAUGCGCUGCCUGCGUACAUGUCCAUCCCGCGGCGGGUCUCACGACACCCUAUCUCGAAGGAGCGGCAUCAGUGGCUCGGCCCGAAGGUGCUCGAGAACAUCACCGCGUUCAAAUACAGCGGCGGGCGGUCAAACGCGGCGCUGCCCCCGCGUGGUUCGCGCCGCCUCGCGGAGAAGGUCGCGGCCGCGGAGCUCGCAGACGUCUCGCCCGAGGCUGCCCUGGAGCAGAUCAAGCGCUGGAUGGACGACGAGUAUCUCGCGUUCGCGGACGGGUACGACGCGGCGCGCCGGCCGGGGCUGCGGUGUGCGGACGUGCCCUCGCAAGAGGUCACGCAGCUCGUCGACGCGGGCCUCGUGCUCUGGCCGGGCGAAGACGAUCAGAAGGCAGAGGCGCGUGCGCGUGCGCGCGCUCCCAGCGGCGGUCCAGAAGAGCGAGAAGGUCGGGAUAAAACCGGGCGCGCCGACAAAGACGCGAGUCCGCCGACGGCGCAGAGCUCGGGCGCGUCUGGGGAUGAUGGUGGUGGCGCGGACGACAGCGAAGACUCGGGGGUGGAUCAGCUCGCGGACGACGUCAGUGAUGGACAGCUCGAGGAGGGCGGAACGGGAACAGGAACAGGCCGUCGGGCUGGAGGAGGACGGAAAGAUGCCGGCGGGAUGGUCAAACUGAAACUCAAGCUUCCCAGACGAUCGAAGGUCGGCGUCGAUGCGUCUGAGGGCCCUGCCCCUGGGGUCGCCGUGGCCACCGCACCGGGGGUCAAACGCGAAGAUGAGGAAGAGAGCUCGAGGCCGUCGCCCGAUGGUGGCGUCGACCUUGAGGGUGUCGACGUCGGGAACGUCGACGUCGGGGGCGGGAUUGCACCGCAGAGCAGCCCGUCGCAUGCGCAGCAGCACAUUCCAUGGCCUAUCUGGCCCCCACCGCCGAUGCCCCCGCCGCACCCGAACAUCUACGCGACCCACAGCAUGCAGUCUCUCCCGAGCCCCGGCUACAUCUCCGCCCGCUCCGCCGAGGUCAUCCUCUCCGACGUCCGCCCGAUUAAGCUCAAACUCGAGGCCCUCCAGUCCAUUAAUGUCUUGCUCGAUGAGUUCCUCUACAGCAUUCUCAGCCUCUCGCGCUCCCUCGCAACCGACAAGCUCAAGGGCGCGUUGCUCAAGGUCCUGCCGACCUCCCUUGGGAAGGAGGCGCUCUUGGAGGCAGAGGUAGAGCUCAAGGCGUACUGGGAGCGCACCACGUCCGCUCGCUCGCCGGCCUCUGCACGCAAUGCAGACAGCUCUCAGUACGACCUGCAGUGGUCCUUUGAGCUGCUCCGUCUCAAGUGCGAAGCCUAUUCGACAAUGAACGACUCCGACGAAGAUGCCGAAGCAGAGCGACGUCUCCAGCAGCGGAUGGAGGCUGCUGGCUCCUCAUCUCCGCCCAACCCGUCUCUACUGGCCCCGGCUGCGCUGUAUCUCACGGCUAUCUUGGAGGCGAUUUGCGAACAUGUGCUUUCAAACGUAAGUCGCGUCGCAGCGCGAGACAGCGGGCGGACACUUGCCACGAUCCAGGACCUAUUCACUGCGCUUGGGGAGGACGACGCGCUGUACGGAACACUCAAGUCGAUGAAAGCUUACGAACAGAUCGAGUCCCUGUCCAAGGCCCAGCGUCCACGCAGAAGCAAGUCGUUUUCCAGGAGCACAGACAAGGCUAUCUCCCGCACGUCCACGUCGUCCCCGACGCCGUCCAAGGCCCGCAUGUCGACGGACUCGACGCGCUCGAACGCGCCGACGAUGGUAGAAUCACGCAGGACGUCUGUGGAGAAAGUCAAAGCCGCGAAGAUUUUCCACAGCCGGAGUCUAAGCGAUCGCGAACGGCCAGAGCCGGCACUCGCCGGCCCUUUAGCGCGAUCACAGAGCGAAAUUGGUAUCAACCGCGAGUUCGCAGAGUUCGAGGCGAGUUUUACCCCUUGCGAGGACGAGGAGCUCCAGCAGGAGUUUGACGAGCUCAUGCGUUCUGGUGCGACCAUGAAGGUCUCGCUCACUCCCGACAGGCUCAAGAGCAUGGAGGUAUACAAGCAGGAAAGGACCGAGCGCGUAAACCGGAGGGCGGGGCAGGAUCCAGAAAAGGCUUCGAGUGGUGGCGCGACAGCGGGGGACCCUAAACCACGGGUCAACGGUGGUCGGCCACCUCUGCGCCACGUGGACUCAAUCAUCGAGGACGAGGAGGAGGCCGGCAGCUCGAACCACGCCUCUUCCGCCGCCGCCGCCCUCCAGAGCAACGCUGCCGCUGCCCGCAUGCGCAACACCUCCUUCACGGCCCAGCCGAGCCCAAUGAUGGUGCGUGCCGCCGAGCAGCGCCUGCGCUCCAUUUCUAUCUCGAACGUGCCCCACCCGCGCCAUGAAGAUGGGAUCACCCGGAAAACGAGCACGAAGUCCAAGAGCAAGCCGGGCGCGCAGAACGCGAUGCCGCCGCCGCUGGGCCAGGGGGUCGCAAAGAAGACGCGGAGGAUGGGGAGGAACAGGGAGUCGCUGGACCUGGACGAUAUCAUGAACGGGUCGGACAACGACGAAGCCCUCGCCGAGGCGGAGGUUCCGCAGCCCGCCCCCGUACCCAUCCCGACGCCCAUGCGCAGCCCCAGCACUCCCCGUCGCGAGGCGGUCCCCUCUUCCCCUCGAACACCACACGUCUCGAGGGCGGCGCAGGACCUUAUCGCGUUCUUGGAGGCAGGCCCGCCAGAGGAGCCGGCGUACAACCCAAGCAUGAAUGCAAGCGUGAUCUCGUUCGAGUCGUCAAAGACGCGUUCGGGGCGGCUGCAGCGCAUGAUGUCGCGCCUCACGCUAGGAGGAUCGAAGGAGAGUCUGAACGGGAGCAUUCCGGAGGAGCCGCGGGGUCUGUCGCGCAAGGCAUCGUCGAGAGGGAUUGGCAUGACUUCGCCCCCACCGUCGUACAAGCCGUCGUCGCUCGCGUCGAAGAGGUCAAUGACCGACGUUGCAGUCCCGCACCACUACCCCAACGUCAUCGUCGCGACCCCUCCGCCGAGGCCAGUGCUGCAGACCGCAGCCGCCAUCCUUGCGGAGCCGCCGUCCACGUCCUCGUCGCACACCUCGCGGGAGGACGUCUCGUCCCAGACUCCGAGCCUCACGCGGCGGACGACGCGCAAGGCCGUGCCUACGUUCGAGGACUCGGCCAUUUCCCCCUCCAGCUCUGUUGCGCAUGAUGACGGCAGGUCGCCCGUUAACGUUAACGGACAUCGCAACAGUGCCAGGGACCCAGACCGCGCCUCGACGCCCUCGUCCACUACGGUCAGAAAGCCGGUUGCGCUCAACGGCCACCCCGUGAAGAUUGAUACCUCCGAGGGCUCGCUGCACCCCCACAGCAUCACCUCCCCCGCCUCCGAACGCAAAUCCCUGCGUAGCCACUCCAAGGCCGAGAGCGGUUAUGCGUCGCGUUCGGCGUCGCGCAGCCCUGUUACACCUUCCGAGCCGCUCCCGUCCGCACCUGCUGCCCCCGCCAUCCCGCCAUCAGACGUUGACGAUUUGCGCCGUCUGAUGGGCUCGGCGACGAACGCCGACGAGUGCCGCUUACUGGUGGACAUGUUCCUCGCCAAGAACGGCCUCGCGUCAAAGACGCUCGCCGCAAGCGAGCCCGCGGUGCCGCAGUCCCCCGUGGUGUCGCUCGAGGAGGCGCUCGCGCUAGCAACGGCGGGCAACGACGACAUAGAGCGCGGGUUAGUGGCACUGUUCUUGGGCGGCGGCGCGGGGCGAGUUGACUCGAGCCAAACUUCUUUGCAGGUGGGCGAUGGUGACGGGGAGCCCGCGUCCGAGUCUGAACCUGCCGGUAUCGCUCCCGCUCCCGGUACGGAUGUCGCUGUCGAUGGACGGCCGUCCUUUCGAUCCCGCGAUGCUCCCUAGAAUGAGCAUCGACCCGCACAUCGUAAGCUUAUAUCGUAUAUACCUCAGCGGCCUCGGGUUGGAUACGAGUUCGUAGCGCGUCUGUCUGGAUUCUGGGCCGGGCGUCCGCAGUUGUUGUGUGUUCCGUGUCUGGCUACCUCUCUCGUCCCCAUCCCCAUCCUCUCCUCUUCCGUGUAACCCUGGCGCUCCCGCGCUCUCUCUCGACCUAGUCCCGCUGUCCCACCAACGCUACCCCACUUUACCCUCUCUUUAUUCGUGUCCUAUACCUGUUCUCGGCGUCUGGUAUGCACCCUACCCUUCCGACCCUCCUAUGCGGCUUUUCCCUCUCGUUAUCUACUCACCGUAGUUUUGUCGCCCCUUUCGCACGUCCCCUUCGUUUCAGUCCAUACGGCAAUAUAAUGUAAUCGCCUCCUCAC